Messenger RNA from Syngnathoides biaculeatus (alligator pipefish), 3297 nucleotides. It is a transcript of the gene bmper, whose product is annotated as BMP binding endothelial regulator. Bases 581 to 2461 code for a protein of 626 amino acids. The transcript is spliced from 15 exons. The record is from RefSeq and is a predicted model, not a curated record. Gene Ontology annotation, molecular function: protein binding. Lineage: Eukaryota; Metazoa; Chordata; Actinopteri; Syngnathiformes; Syngnathidae.
UAAAAAUGUACAUUUUACAGCGAACCCAUUCAAAUUUGUAUUUGUAAUAUGGAAUUUUAGUUUCAUCACUUUCAAUUGGAUCAGCUUUAUUUGCUUAUUCUCAUGUUAACUGUCUUGUGAGUGGCUUUUGUGAAGAGUGCUAUUUAAAUUAAAUUUACUGACUUACUUUCAUUAAACUCAUCCUAGACAUGAAGUCAUUAAAAAAAAAAAAAAUGAAAUCCACCUCCCGGUAGUGUAAGUCAUUUAUUUCAAAGUCGGUGUAAGUGACCGUACCGAAGUUGAGCGAAGACGACAUAUUUCCACAUAAAAAGCAAUAAAAACAAUACACGGUGAAUGGAAAUAGCCGCGCCCGCCAAGUCUGAACCGCUCGCUAUAUAACGUGAGAUUACUGUAUUAUUUAUUGCAGAUGAUGUGUGACCACAAAGUGAAGUCACGUCGCACGUCAACGCCGGAAUCCUUUUUGCUACUUGGGCCGUUCAGCACCAGACGCUUCCCGCUCGCUUGGAACGUGAACCUCGAGUAUUUUUUUUUUUUUUUAAAUGUGGCGAAGGGAGUUAAUCCUUCAUGUCAAUAAUUCCGAAUGAAGUGUGAGGGCAAGGCCGACUGCAAGCAGGAAAAAUGUCCGCCCGUGUCUGAAGAUUGCGCCCUGGUGGUCAAACAGAGCGGCGCGUGCUGCGAGAGGUGUAAAGGCUGCAUGUUGGACGGGCGAGUCUACAACAGCUCAGCUUCCUGGACCAGCGUCGCCAAGCCCUGCGUGACACGGCGCUGUCAGGAAGGCGUCAUCACCGAAGCGCAGGUGCAGUGCGUGGUCCACUGCACGAACCCCAAGAUCCAUCCCAAAAAGUGCUGCCCAACAUGCCCCGGUUGCAUUUUCGAGGGUCGUCUGUACAAAGAGAAGGAAGAGUUCAGUCCUGAAGGCAAACCGUGCAUCAAGUGUACUUGCACGGGGGGACGGACUCUCUGCAUGAAGGAGGCCUGCCCCGUCCUUUCUUGCCCUGCCCACCUCAGCCACACCCCCGCAGGGCAGUGCUGUCCGAAAUGUCUCGGUCAGAGGAAGGUGUUUGACUUGUCUCAGGGGAGUUGUCUGUUCCACAGCGAGGUCUUCGAGAACGGAACGUCCUUCGUUCACGACAACUGCACCGAGUGCACCUGCAAGGACUCCACCGUGGUGUGCAGGAGGCGCUGCUCGCAAGCCGGCAGUUGCCAUGGCGACGGCUGCUGCGACCCCUGCUUGUCCUACGUGAAGGUGGACGACGUCAAGUACUGCAGAGUACGCAACAAGAUCUACAGGGAGGGCGACAUGUGGUCGUCGGUGAACUGCUCGCUGUGCGCCUGCGUGAAAGGCAGCGUCGAGUGCCGGCCAAAACAGUGUGUACCAAUCACCAGCUGCCCCUCAAACAAGAUCCUCAACCGGACCGGUUGCUGUCCAGUCUGCACUGAAAAGCCAGGCGUGUGCACUGUGUUUGGCGAUCCGCACUACAAUACCUUCGACGGAAGAACUUUUAACUUUCAGGGAACGUGUCAAUACGUGCUGACUCGGGACUGCGGCGGCGGUAUCGGGAGCAACGCCGUGGCCGGCAAUAGCGAGUCGAGCUUUACGGUGCUGGUGAAGAACGACGCCCGGCGCACCCGCUCCUUCUCCUGGACCCAGUCGGUGGAGGUGCGCCUGGGGGGGCUGGUCCUGGGCCUCCACCAGCACCUGACGGUGCGCAGGAACGGCACCCGCAUCGCGCUCCCCUACCACGGGCCCGGGGUGCACAUCGACCUGGACGGGUACCUCCUCAAGCUCACCGCCAUCGCCGGUGUGGAGAUCACGUGGGACGGCGACAGCUUCGUGGAGGUGGUGGCCGCCCCGCACCUGCGCGGGCGCCUCUGCGGCCUGUGCGGCAACUACAACGGGCACAAGCGGGACGACACCAUGGGCGGUGACGGCCACUUCAAGUUCGACGUGGACGACUUCGCCGAGUCGUGGCGGGCAUUGGACGGCAACGAGCUGUGCCCGCAGCCGGCGCCCCACCGCCGCCCCGCCUCCUUCCUGUGUCCCGGCAGCGUCAAGGUCAAGUUCCGCGCCCACCGCGAGUGCCAGAAGAUCAAGUUGUGGGAGUUCCAGAAGUGUCACCGCGUCGUCGACUUUGCCGCCUUCUACAGGUCUUGUGUGACAGACAUGUGCGAGUGUCCCGUGCACAAGAACUGCUACUGCGAGUCGUUCAUCGCCUACAGUCGAGCGUGCGAGCGAGAGGGCGCCCCCGUCCUCUGGAGGCCCGAUGCGGCCUGCGUGGCUACGCAGUGCAAGCACGGCGCCGUGUACGACACCUGCGGGCCGGGCUGCACCAAAACCUGCGACAACUGGAACGAGAUCAGGCCGUGCCACAAGCCCUGCGUGGCCGGCUGCCACUGCCCCGCCAACCUGGUUCUCUUCCAGGGGCGAUGCAUCCGACCCCUGGCCUGCCCCGGACGGUGACACAGGCGCCGGUCUGGGGGUCCGGAGUGAGGGAAAACGCAUCUUGGACUUGUUGAGAUGCGGCACAAGUACUCAGGGUCCAAGUAAUCCCCUUUGGAGAAACAAACAAACAAAAAAACACUCAGGAGAGGAAAAAGUGGGAGAUCGUUCUUGUUCCGGAACCCCACGGGACUUUUGGACUCUUGCGGACCGUGUCUGAACCGGACGAGGACCUUUUAUACAAGAAGCUAAAUAGAUUUAUAACGAGCUGUUCUACAAAUGUCGUGUGUUGAUACUGUUAAUUUAUAUAACAAAGGUGGUAGCGCGGAUGACGAGGGCGCAGCUAAAAAAUGAUUUACAGUGAAACCCUGUUUUAUCGAUGGGGGGUGGGGUGGGGGGGGUCCGUUCCAUGCCCGAUUAGUGAAAACCCACAAGACCCGUGUCCAUGGCUCGCAAAAUUCACAUUCAAAAAAAUCAAACAAGGCGUGAUGCUGACACGCUUAUUACUUUAUAUUACAGGUGCAACGAUGCAACGACUGAUCAAUUGAUUUUGAUAAUCGAUUAAUCUUUUAGAGGUAUUAACAUGAGAUUGUCCAAAUUUCAGCCUCCCAGCAGUAAAUAUUCACAAAUUUCUGAAUUCCUCUCUGAAAGCGCAGUGAUUAUCUUUGAUGUUUAGUCACAAUAAGACAAUUGCAACAUCUGCUGUCCGUUUGGAAAACAAUGAUCAACAUUUUUGUCCUUUUUCUGACAUCAAACCAAACCAGUAUAUAACAAACUUAUGUAUUAUAAAUCGUAACUAUUUAUUUUUGUGCAUUUUCUGCAGUCCUGUUUUGUUUAAUAAAGAGAUGGAAAUUACA